Messenger RNA from Penicillium olsonii, 1095 nucleotides. NCBI's taxonomy places the organism in Eukaryota, Fungi, Ascomycota, Eurotiomycetes, Eurotiales, Aspergillaceae. The record is from the annotation of a GenBank genome assembly.
AUGAACGGCCUCACGAUAACCCCCUUCAUAGCCAAUCUCCCCAAAGUCGAGCUCCACAUCCACAUCGAAGGAACGCUAACACCAGCUCUGCGAUGGGAACUCGCCCACCGCAAUGCCAUCCCACUACCAUACCCCACCUUCGAGGACCUGCAAGCCUCCUACGCCGUAACCCUCAAUCACAGACCCGACCUCAACGGCCGCCAACCCGGCAUCCCCACCUUCCUCGAAGCCUACUUCGCAGGAUGUGAAGUCCUCCGCACAGAAGCCGACUUCUACGACCUCGCCAUGGCAUAUUUCCAUCGCUGCGUGGAGCUCAAAGUCCGCUACACGGAACCUUUCUUCGAUAUCCAGGCGCGCACGCGACGGGGCGUGCCCGCCCAGGCCGUGCUGAACGGCUACCUACGCGCUCAGCGGGAUGCCAUCGCCCUGGGCGUGCACUCACGGUGGAUCUUCUGCUUCCUCCGCGACGAGCCAGUCUCGGCGGGACUGGAUGCGUACCGCACCGCGAGACCGUGGGCGACAGUCGAGGGUGGAAAGGGUCUUUUCCAUGCUGUGGGAUUAGCUAGUAAUGCGUACGAACGACCUCCGAUGCUUUUUGAGGAGGGGUUCCGUCUUGCGCGGGCGGACGGCCUGCAUGUCACUAUGCACUGUGAUUUUGGGCAGAAGGAUACGCAGGCGCAUGUGGCGGAGGCUAUUUAUAAGGUGUGUGGCGGGUUGGGGGCGGAGCGGAUUGAUCAUGGCUUGGAUGCGGAGGAAGAUCGGGAGUUGUGGGCUGGGCUGGUGGAGCGGGGGAUUGGGCUGACGCUGUGUCCGCAUGCGUAUCAUCGGCGGACGGCGACGGAGGUGUUGUUUCCGAAGAUUCGGCGGUUGUGGGAGCGGGGGGUUCAGAUGUGUUUUAAUAGUGAUGAUCCUACGUUGAUGCAUGAUGUCUGGAUUGAUGGGAAUAUGCAGAAGGUGUAUAGUUACUGUGGCUUUAGUCGGGGGGAGAUGGUGCAGUUUGUGAGAAAUGCGGUGGAUAUGUCCUGGGCGGAGGAGGAUGUUAAGAAGGCCAUCUACGACGAGCUGGCGACGGUUGAUAUAGGAAGUUCUGCUUGA